GGUCACUGGCACGACAUUCAAGAUGGCGACUCCCUUGUGUCAGUGUUAUCAGAUAUGUGUAAGAAGAGGUUUGGUGGCUUUUCCUUCUUCUUACCUGCUGCUUCCCAACAGACCCAACAUCUACAGGAUACAUGGGUCCCUCAGAAGAUCUCCACAGGUGCCUCAGUCUCCCCUCCUACAGGUGAGGUAUUUGUCGGGGGAGAGGGGCGGCGGCGGCAGAAAAGGCUUCUUGGGGGAGUUUUUGGACAACAUUAAGCAGGAGCUGAACAAGAACAAAGAAAUGAAAGAAAACAUCAAGAAGUUCAGAGAAGAGGCCAAAAAGCUUGAGGAGUCAGAUGCACUGAGACAAGCUCGACGGAAAUACAAAAAUAUAGAAUCUGAAACUGUGAAGACCUCAGAAGUUCUCAGGAAGAAGUUGGGCAACAUCUCAGAGACGGUUAAAGAGGGACUAGAGGAAGUCACUCGUACAGAAAUUGGCAAGAAAAUCAAGGAGGGAAUGGAGGAAGCAGCCAAAACAGCCAAGAGCUCUGCAGAAAACGUCUCUAAGAGCGGAGAGAUGUUGGGGAAGAGCGGCGCGUUCAGGGCGAUAUCUCAGGGUAUGGAGAGUGUGAAGAAAGAGAUCGGAGAUCUGGGCCACACCGGUCCAUAUCGGCCUCCUGCCAGACUCCGGAAGAGGACCGAGUUCUCCUCUAAAGGAUCAGGAGAUGACAGCAAAGUCUACGAAGCCAACGAGGAGGCGAUGGGCGUGGUGCUCCACAAGGACUCCAAAUGGUACCAGCAGUGGAAGGACUUCAAAGACAACAACGUGGUCUUCAACAGGUUCUUUGAGAUGAAGAUGAAGUACGACGAGAGCGACAACGCCUUCAUCAGAGCGUCCCGCGCUGUCACCGACAAGAUGACCGACCUAAUAGGUGGGCUGUUUUCAAAGACGGAGAUGUCCGAGGUCUUAACAGAGAUUUUGAAGGCGGAUCCCUCCUUUGACAAAGACUCCUUUCUCAAGCAGUGUGAACACGAUAUCAUCCCCAAUAUACUGGAGGCGAUGAUCAGAGGAGAGCUGGAGAUCCUGAAGGACUGGUGUUACGAAGCGACGUACAGCCAACUCGCACAUCCAAUCCAGCAAGCCAAGGCCAUGGGGCUUCAGUUCCACUCCAAGAUCCUGGACAUUGACAAUAUCGACCUGGCCAUGGGGAAGAUGAUGGACCAGGGACCGGUGUUGAUUAUCACGUUCCAAGCUCAGUUAGUCAUGGUGAUCCGGAACACCAAAGGAGACGUGGUGGAGGGAGACCCUGACAAAGUGCUCAGGAUGAUGUACGUUUGGGCUCUGUGUCGAGACCAGGAGGAGCUGAACCCGUACGCCGCCUGGAGACUGCUGGACAUCUCCGCCUCGAGCACCGAACAGAUCCUCUGAGACUCUCUGAUGCGCACAACACACCCGGGGGAGAGGCCACGCUGCACCCGAGCAGGCCCUGGACCUGGAUUCUGGUGGCGGUGGGGGGGAGGGGAGGAAGACAUGUGGAGAUGGACACAGGAGGCUCACUUCACUACAGGAGCAUGGUGGUGUAGUGCUGCUAGACGCUAGGUGCUUCACUCUAUUUUUUUUUUUACUACACUUGCUUUGAGUUCACUCACUUUGGGUUUCUUUGACGGCUUAUUCCUGACCAUUCCUCCGGCUCACACUAGGGGGCAGUAGAGCACCAAUCACACUCACCCAAAGCACUUCCUGCGGCGGCCUGCGUGGAUCUGUUUGCUGCAGGGGGGGCCGCCGUCUUUAAAGGGGAAAUAAAGUUAUUCAACGUCACUAUUUUACUAUGAAUUUGAGAACCUGUGACGUAGUUUUUUUAACUGAAAUCCUGAACUAGUUUCCCCAGAACGCCGCCUGUCUCCGUCUAACGAGUCCGCCUCUCUUCCUCUCUGUGUUUUUCUUAGCGGUCGGUGCCAAUCAGCGCUCUGCCAUCCUCAGCAUCAAGGAUCACGGUCCUUGCUUGUAUGAUAAUCGUUUGAUGUAAUUGUUAAACUGUGAGAAAGCCUAUAUUUAUUAUGAAGAAUAAAGAUGAACCCUGUUUUCACAUUUGAAAAAGA
Molecule: messenger RNA, 2079 nt
Organism: Stegastes partitus (bicolor damselfish)
Lineage: Eukaryota; Metazoa; Chordata; Actinopteri; Pomacentridae
Gene: timm44
Product: translocase of inner mitochondrial membrane 44 homolog (yeast)
Exons: 13
Coding region: 23-1408 (461 amino acids)
Biological process (GO): protein import into mitochondrial matrix
Cellular component (GO): mitochondrial inner membrane
Molecular function (GO): protein-folding chaperone binding
Source: RefSeq, a predicted model, not a curated record